Messenger RNA from Motacilla alba alba, 4214 nucleotides. RefSeq names its product probable G-protein coupled receptor 83. Gene Ontology annotation, biological process: neuropeptide signaling pathway. Gene Ontology annotation, molecular function: neuropeptide Y receptor activity. Gene Ontology annotation, cellular component: membrane. The record is from RefSeq and is a predicted model, not a curated record. The coding region runs from base 235 to 1473 and encodes 412 amino acids. Lineage: Eukaryota; Metazoa; Chordata; Aves; Passeriformes; Motacillidae. The transcript has 4 exons.
CAGGUUGUUGCUGGAAAGACGUCUUUGGAUUUGUUUAGAGCGAAAGGUGAACGUUUCUGCAUUGGGAAGAAACUCCUGCAACAGCAGCACAGGAUGGUCAGGCAGCCUCCUUGAGCCCAGAGCUCACCUUUGAAGCUCUUGCUCUUCUUGCUGUGUGAGAAAGUGUGUGGUCCCAAACCAGCCCCUUUCUGACUGGUACUGCUCUCCAGCAGGGAAGACUGGGGUCAACCUACCAUGCCUCGCUCACUGCUUCAGCCAUCCAGGUCACAGGUGACAGGGUUUCUUGAGGAGUUCGACCAUUACUCUUCCCUGGCCAAACUCAUGUCCAUCUACCACACAACGAACAGGAGCAUCUUCAACUGGACAGAGAGCCGCAUUGUUGAGUGGGAGAAAUUUGCUGAGCUGGCUAAAUAUGAGCCAGAAUCCCAGAAACCAACCGUGAAAGCGCUGCUAAUCGUGGCGUACUCAGUCAUUAUCGUCAUGUCUCUCUUUGGGAACAUGCUGGUGUGCCACGUGGUGCUGAAGAACAAGAGGAUGCACUCAGCCACCAGCCUCUUCAUCGUCAACCUGGCAGUGUCAGACAUCAUGAUCACACUGCUCAACACACCUUUCACCUUGGUCCGCUUUGUGAACAGCACGUGGAUUUUUGGAAAGGCCAUGUGCCACAUCAGCCGCUUUGUGCAAUACUGCUCCCUGCACGUGUCCACUCUGACCCUGACGGCCAUCGCUCUGGACAGGCACCAGGUCAUCCUGAAUCCGCUGAAGCAGAGGAUGUCCCUGACAAAGGGAGCUCUGAGCAUCUCUGUUAUCUGGCUGAUGGCAACCUGCUUCUCCCUGCCCCAUGCUGUCUAUCAAAAGCUUUUCCAGUAUAACUACAGGGAAGCCACUGUCCGGAGUCUGUGCCUCCCUGACUUCCCCGAGCCUGCAGAGUUGGUCUGGAAGUAUCUGGACCUGUCUACCUUUCUCCUUCUUUACCUCCUGCCUCUGCUGAUCAUCACCGUCACCUACAUGCGCCUGGCCAAGAAGCUGUGGCUCCGCAAUGCCAUCGGGGACGUCACCACGCAGCAGUACGUCACCCACCACAGGAACAAGAAGAAGAGCAUCAAGAUGCUGAUGCUGGUGGUGGUGGUCUUUGCAGUCUGCUGGUUCCCCCUGAACUGCUACGUGGUGCUGAUCUCCAGCCUGGGCAUCAAGACAAAGAACUCGCUCUAUUUCGCGCUGCACUGGUUCGCCAUGAGCAGCACCUGCUACAACCCCUUCAUCUACUGCUGGCUGAACGAGAGCUUCCGCACGGGGCUGCGCUCCCUGCUCUGCAUCUGCCAGAAGGUGCCACAGCCUCAGGAGCAGGCGCUGCCACCCAGGGCCAUGUCCUGCCGCGAGGCGUGGCUGGAGCAGGCCAGGUGCAGGAAGGGCCCGGCCUCCCAGGCCAGCUGCUCCACCAGGAACCUCCCGACGGCCAACACGGACCUGUGAGCCACGGGGCUGAGGGGAGUUACCUGGCUGUGGGAGGCACCAAGGGCUCUCCUCAGGAGCCAGCAGUGCUGCUCUGUUGUCUUACUUCUGAUUUUUGGCUUGUCUUACUACAGCCCCUCCUCUGCUUGGCAUGGUGGGCACACAGCCUCUCCAGCACUCUACCAGUAAAACCCACUCUGCAGCUGGCCCAGGGGGCAGGAAUAUGUACAGGGGUCAUGGAGCUUCUCAGACAUCAUGAUCUGCUUUCAGGUUUUCCCAUUUAUUGCUGUCAGAGGGAGUGGGCCCAGGUUUCUGUCAUGGCUGUAACAUGUGCCAUAAUGUGGGGCUCUGCACAGCAACAGAAACAAUCUGUGAUGUUUGAAGGAAGGACUUGGACAUGCAGAUGAACUCCAUCCACAGGGAGCCUCACCAGUUAGUGUAUAGCAAAGCCUCCAACAGAAGUAAGGAUUGUUGACAGUGAUUUUGCUCUCAGAGUCUGCUCCUCCUGCCCUGUCUCUGUCCCACCCACAGCAGCUGGAAGCCAGCCCCAGACAAGGGGAGCAGGGAUGCUCCCCAGGAGCCAUGGCCGUAGGCUCAGAUGGCACAACGACAGAUUAAUGUAGUCCACUGAGAAGUUCUUUCUAUUAUAAAUACAUUAAUUCAGUGAAGAGAGCUACACUGGCACUUUACAAAAGGCCACAAAAGAUUUCAUCAGGGCUGUAGCAUUCACUUACUGAAGAAUGGAAUCAUUCUGCAUUGUUACUAGUUGCUGUAAAAGUCUCAUUUAAACAACAGGAGGGCAAGAAAGGGCCAGAAGGAAUGUCCUGUGAGAAGCAACCAAGAGCUCUGGGGCUGUCUAGUUGGUGCAAAUCAGGUGAUGGAUUUCAGUAGCCCAAGGGCAGCCAUGUCAGCUGGGGGGCUCCUGGCCUGCCCUGGUGAUACCCAGAGAGGCAGUGGGGGGCCUGGCUGGCUUGAGGCAAUAAGGACAUAUUCCCACUACCUUCCUAGGGGAGAAUAAGCCAGACCAAAGAAGGGAAACGAAGGACUGGUUUUUAUGUUGUUUUUUUUUUUUUUGUUAUUUUCCAUUUGUGCAGUGGGAAGGAAAAGGACAGAAAGGAGGGGUAUCCUAGCUUCAGGCCACUUGACCCCAGCUGGGCACCUUGGGUGUGCACUGCAGUGCCUGCACCAGAAGAAAACAGCAGAACAUGAGGAGUGGCAGCAGGAAUGGGUGAAUACUUCAUCCCUGAGGCACUUUGCUUGGACCUCACCAUUAUUGAACAUGGGAAUUCAAAGCUGUCUGUGCUGGUUGCCAGCGCUGUCCCCACUCAGUGUACAGAAAGGUUUGUUUUCAGUCAAAAAACAUCACUGUGAGUUUCUCAAAAUGUUAAGAUAAUCUUUAAUUAAUAAGCAUCACCUCAUUUAAUUAGUAAAAGAAGCUUUGAAUUUUUUUUUUACUGUUCCUCGCUCCUCACUAUCUUUUGGUGAGCAGCUCUCCAACUGCCAUGUAUUGUCUUUAAUAUUUAUUAGGUUUGUUUUCCUUCCUUUCUUUCUUAAAAUGGCUGAAUAACCUUUUUCUGGUGGAGUCCAAGCCCUUACUCCAAAGAAGGGGUCUCUCCACACUUCCUUGAUCUUCUGAUAAUCCCUGUAGUUAUCUAUCUCUUGCUGUCAGAAAUAACCUGGCUGGUUUUCCUUGGAUCUGUCAAUCGCAGCAUCUCCUCACUGCUGAAUUUUUCUCCCCUAAAUGGGCAGGAUGGGAGAGCUGACUGUAUCGAAUCUCCGUAAUGGCUCAGCUAUCUGGACUGAUAAUUAUCAAUGCCUGAGUGAGAUUCAGAGCUUUGCACACUUUGCCCAAUGCCUCAAGGCUCCUGUAUCACUUGAGGAUGCCCUGACUCCCAGCAGCUCUCAGGCAAACAUAGAAUGCACAAUAUAUUCAAGAAAAGUAUAACCUGAGUGUCGUUUGACCAGGGCAUGGACAGUGCUGGGGGGGCAGGAGGCAUCUCUGCUGGACUCCAGGCCCGGCUCUGGAAAAGGGAAUCUGUGAAAUUCGGCUUCUGCUGGGUCUGAGUCAACCCAGCACGUAAAUAGAUGCUUAAACAUUCCUUAUAAACAUUCCUUAAUCUGUCUCCAUCCCGCCGGGCACCUGUGGAAAUGGCUUCCUGAGUGGCGCCGGGAUCCCAGGGAGAGCUCCCAGAGCCAGGAGCAAGGCUGUGCUCUGCUCCCGGCCGGACAGGGCUGCGGGGGCUGCAGCAGCGCACUCUGCUCCCUGCAGACACCAGCCUGGGACCCGGCAGGAGUGUGGGGUGCGAGGAGAAUCCCCCUCUGCCAUCAGGAGACCCCUCCCUCUUCCCAUCUGUGGACCCCACGCUCACCCGGUGCCCUCGGUGGCAAAGCCCCCCGGGAGGCAGAGCUGCAAGGGAGAGCUUGGAGGGCAAAUUAUUGAAACACUGAGUCACCACAAGCCUACUCCCGGGAAACUAUUUGAGCACACACAAAUCAGUGUGCAAAGAUCCAGCGAGACAUGUCUGAGUGAUUAACAGCCCGAAUUUAUUAAGGUUAGCUCAUGCCAAAUGCAGCAGAGUGCCUUCAGCAGAGUUGCUGAUGAAGACGAUAACAGGGAACGCAGUGCAGGGGAUACCUGAAUUCCAGAGACAAAUCCUCUUAUAUAGCCCCACCACAUAAUGAACAAAGAAACCACAACAUGCCAACUAGAUUAACAAAAAGCUAGCAGAAAAACCCCCACAAUGAGUCAGAAAAUUAGCUCA